CCCCUCCUCUUAAUCCCCCCCCAACCCAAACCUUGGGGAGAGGGUGGUGGGUGGGUGGGGGAGCAUUUUCCCCUCUCCCCUUUUGCGUGGAGGGGAGAGGGGGCAAAAAGAAAAGAAGAAAAAAAAAAGAGAGAGAGAAUGUCAUAAUUUAAGUGCACAGCCGGAAUUUUCAAGCCCCCUCUCAUCUACCUCGCCGCACGCCCGCUGCGCGCUUUUCAGAUCGAGGGACCUCCGGAUUUGGUUUGGAGGCUCCAAGAACGAUGUUUCUCCGGAUUUGGGGGGCCGGGCCUGAGACACAGCCGGCGGUGUGGAUGGGGACCCUGGACCCUUCAGCAGAAACGGCCUAUUAUUAACCCCUUUUGGAAGGGGAAAAAAAAAACCAAUAAAAAGGACAACGUUCCCAAGCGAGGGGAAGGAAGAAAAAAAAAAAAAGAGAAAGAAAUAACCUUGAGAUCUAGCGGCUUGGAAAAAAAACAAAACGCAAAGAAAAAAAAAACGCCAUGGGUUGCGCUCCCAGCAUUCAUAUAUCUGACAGUCGGGUGGUUUACCACAGCAACAAAGAUCCCGAGGACUCCAAUUCGUCCCAGCAAGGCAACCCCGUCCCUGGAUUAUUCAUUAAAUCUUCCAACGCCACCUCGUAUAAGUUGAGAACCAACCUAACGAAAAAGGACUCGCGGGACAACAUGGAGGCGGAAUCGAGGACCAAGAGAUCCAGCGUGAAGGCACUGGGAACCGAUGUGCAAUUUGGCCCUAUGAGACUCCACCGAGAGCAACUUCAGGUACUCUUAGUGUUUGCCAAAGAAGACAACCAGAGCAAUGGAUUUUGCUGGGCCUGUGAAAAAGCAGGCUUCCGUUGUAGCAUUGCCAGGACACCUGAAUCUGCCCUUGAGUGUUUUUUGGAUAAACAGCAUGAAAUCAUCAUUAUCGAUCACAGGAAUUCGAGAUACUUUGAUGCAGAAACGCUAUGCAGGUCCAUUAGAACAACAAAACCAUCCGAAAACACUGUUAUUAUUGGGGUCGUGCGGAGACAUGCAGAUCGUGAAGAGUCAUCAUUGUUGCCCUUUCUUUCUGCAGGCUUCACAAGGAGAUAUGUUGAAAACUCGAACAUCAUGGCUUGUUACAAUGAACUCAUACAGUUGGAAUUUGGAGAAGUACAGGCACAAUUUAAACUAAGGGCUUGUAAUUCGAUAUUUACGGCAUUAGAGAAAAGUCAAGAAGCCACUGAGAUUACAAGUGAAGACCAUGUAAUACAGUAUGUCAAUCCUGCGUUUGAAGAGGUAAUGGGCUAUCAGAAAGGCGAAUUAGUAGGAAAGGAACUAACAGAAGUGCCUAUAAAUGAAAAAAAAGCUGAUUUCCUUGACACUAUUAAUUCUUGCAUCAAGUUUGAAAAGGAAUGGCAAGGAACGUACUAUACCAAAAAGAAAAACGGCGAGAGCAUACAACAAAAUGUGAAGAUCAUACCUGUCAUUGGACAGGGAGGAAAAAUCAGACACUAUGUGUCACUUAGUAGACCGUGCAAUGACAACAAUAAGGCGGAAAGAAUCUGCGAACGGGUACAAGCCGAGUCCCAAACAGAUAUCCAGACCUGCAGGCACAAAGACAAGAGAAAAGGAUCUCUUGAUGUCCGAUCCACUACCUCUCGAGGCAGUGAUGGAAGUUCUCAGAGGAGGCAUUCAUCCAUGGCCCGCAUUCAUUCAAUGACGAUUGAGGCACCUAUAACCAAGGUAAUAAAUAUUAUCAACGCUGCUCAAGAAAGCAGUCCCAUGCCAGUGGCUGAAGCGUUGGAUAGAGUCCUGGAGAUCUUGAGGACUACUGAGUUGUAUUCUCCACAGCUUGGCACCAAAGAUGAAGAUCCGCACACAAAUGACCUUGUCGGUGGCUUGAUGACGGAUGGACUCCGAAGAUUAUCAGGGAACGAAUACCUAUUAUCGGCAAAGCAAACCCAUCAAGUACCGGGCAGUUUGAUCUCGCCCAUCUCCCUGAACGACAUCCCUCCCAGGAUAGCUCAAGCGAUGGAAAAUGAACAAGACUGGGAUUUUAAUAUUUUUGAGUUGGAGGCUGCAACUCAUAAAAGGCCUUUAGUUUAUCUUGGCCUCAAACUGUUUGCUCGCUUUCGGAUCUGUGAGUUUCUCGGUUGCUCGGAGUCGACGCUGAGGUCUUGGUUGCAAGUCAUCGAAGCCAAUUAUCACUUAUCCAACUCUUAUCACAAUUCAACCCACUCGGCGGAUGUGCUUCAUGCCACGGCCUAUUUCCUUUCUAAAGAAAGAGUAAAACAAACCUUGGAUCCCAUCGACGAAGUUGCUGCGUUGAUCGCUGCCACCGUCCACGACGUGGAUCAUCCUGGGAGAACCAAUUCUUUCCUGUGUAACGCCGGAAGCGAACUGGCCAUUUUGUAUAACGACACCGCGGUCUUGGAGAGCCACCACGCGGCACUGGCCUUCCAGAUCACCACCCGGGAUGACAAAUGCAACAUUUUUAAAAACAUGGAGAGGAAUGAAUACCGAACUCUUCGACAAGCCAUUAUUGACAUGGUCUUGGCCACGGAAAUGACCAAACAUUUUGAGCAUGUCAACAAAUUUGUCAACAGCAUCAACAAGCCAUUGGCUGCCCUUGAUGAGAAUGGGAGUACCAAUGGCGAUGGGGAUCCCAUCAAAAACGUCCUCACGUCUGCUGAGAAUCGAAUCCUGAUCAAACGGAUGCUAAUUAAGUGUGCUGAUGUUUCCAACCCCUGCCGUUCGUUGGAACAGUGCAUUGAGUGGGCAGGUCGGAUCUCGGAGGAGUAUUUUGCACAGACCGAUGACGAGAAGAGGCAAGGUUUGCCUGUUGUGAUGCCGGUUUUUGACAGGAAUACCUGCAGUAUCCCUAAAUCUCAAAUCUCGUUCAUUGAUUAUUUCAUCACGGACAUGUUCGAUGCUUGGGAUGCUUUUGCAGAUCUACCAAAUCUGAUGCAGCACCUAGACAACAACUUCAAGUAUUGGAAGGGGCUGGAUGAUAAAAAGCUGAGGACUCUUCGGGCGCCCCCUGAAUAGCUGUCAGACCAUUGGACAUGCAUCUCUUCCAUCGGGAAGCUGGUUCCUCCAAACUUGCCUUUGGUUAUGGAUUUUCAAAUUCGUUUGGUCUCUUCAGCAUGACAACAAGACCUUUGUGUUCUCCACUAUGGGGAAGUUGGACAAUCUGAAGAGCCUGGUCAUCAGAAGAACCUUCUUCUCCAUCCGUCAUCUAGCAAUUGAGGAGCUGGCCAUACUUUUCAAGCUGAAUUACACUGGAUAGAUGCCUGUAUCGGAGAGAAUUUUCGGGUGAGCCUUAUCGCAUGCUGGGAAGUGAUGUUUGGAGAGACCCUUUUCUUGGAAGAUCUCAGCUUGAGGUUCUUCAGAGCGGCCAGUGAAGGAGGGAAAAAAAUGUCCCUCACCGCGAGGAUUCAUAACCACGAUGAGGAAUCUUUAGCAUGAGCACUAAAAGAAUAAAAAGAAACUGAAAACAGCUACACGGACCAAUCAGAGAUAGACGAUACAGACUCUUUGUGAAGGAGCUUUCUUUUUUUUUAAUCUUCUCAAAUGGAUUUAGCGGUAUUUUUUCACGUUGCUGAAAGCGCGAUCACUCGCUCCUGAGCAUUACGGAGAACACAUUCUCUUAAAAAUUUAGUAGCAAAUGGAAGCAAACCGAUAGACACCCCACCCACCCCCCCUCCGUUCCCUUCAGCCCCGCAGAUUUUUUCGAAGCUGAUCGUUAGGCGCCUCUGAUUAAAAUAUGUUUUAUUUAUUUUGUUAGAUGUUGAAUAUUUUCUAUAAAAUUUAUAAAGACUUGUCAAACGCCAAAGCCAACUUCUAGAGGCAUUACGGUUUUUCGUGAUUCCUAACUCAUUAUGCAUUUUUUUUCUUUCUUUCUCCGGUUGCAAAAAAGGGGCGUGCGGCGAAUCCAACUUUUUUAUUUCACGGAGAGGACAGGUUGACGACCUUGGUUUUAUAUAUGACAGAUAGUCCUCAAAUUACGAACGUUUGGUCCGCAGCCCUUUGAUGUUACUACGGCACUGAAUAGGGGUUAUUACACAACUUUGCUCUUGUUAUGAUGUCUCUGCUGUGGAUAUUAGGCUCCAGCUACUAAGUCCAACCAGUGGCCAGUAACCCUUGGUCAGCACUCUGCAUCCUCAUGAGAUCUUCAGGUUAAUUGAAUUUCUCAGCCCAUUCUUUAAAAAAAAAAAAAAAUUCUUGGAAAAUUCCCAGCUUCAAAAAUUUUAGCAAGGGGUUCUCUGCCCGGUUGCUGGGUGGGCGUGGCCAUGGUGGGCGUGGUUUAGUCAGCCUCCUGCACCACAGUGGUGGCAGGGGGGACUUUUUGCCCUCCCCGGGCUCCGGAGGCUUUUCUCAAGCCUCCGGGAGGGUGAAAGCGGCCUCCCCAGGCAGGCCCGUUUUUCACCCUCCCCGAGCCUCUGUGUGCACCCUGCACUUACCUGCAUCCAAAAUAGGUUGUGUGGGGACUCCUGGGAGGGGAGGGGAAGGGUGGGCCAGCCAGGAGUGGGAUUUGGGGGUUCUCCGAACGGCAUAGAAUCUGAGCUAGAGGUUCUCCCGAACCCCUGCAAACCCCCAACAGCCUACCCGUGUCCCAGCCCUGUUGUAGGUGUUCAUCAUAUUCUACAUUGUUGCUCCCCAAAUCCCCUUUACCAUUGUCUAUGCUAAGCCUACACAUAGGGGCAGUUUUCUGGAAAUAACCCUGUAAAACCCUACAUAAGGUAGCCAUCAGAGGCCCGGGAGGUGAUGGUGUGUGAGGACGAUGGGCUUCCUUUGAAAUGUAUGUUAUGAUGUUCCCAUCCUGAGAAAUGUCUUGCCUUGAAAAGUUUUAUUUUUAAGAAAAAAAGAAAAAUAAUAAUAGAAAUGCUACAUUUCCAAGAUAUUUGCAAACUGACUAGACUCUUCUAGUGGAUAGCAGAAGGGCGGGUGAGCGGGUGGGCUGGAAAGGGGGAGUUAAAAAUGUAUAUUUUGUAAAGUUUUAGCCAUUCCCUCUCGGCCGUUUCCCCUUAUUUAUUUUUCAAAUCUCUCACACUAUUUCGUAGGCCUCUGAAAUGAAAACCCUUCCUUUUAAAAAUAAACCGUGGAAACUUU
Molecule: messenger RNA, 5093 nt
Organism: Pantherophis guttatus
Lineage: Eukaryota; Metazoa; Chordata; Lepidosauria; Squamata; Colubridae
Gene: PDE8A
Product: phosphodiesterase 8A
Biological process (GO): signal transduction
Molecular function (GO): 3',5'-cyclic-nucleotide phosphodiesterase activity
Source: RefSeq, a predicted model, not a curated record